This is a messenger RNA of Colossoma macropomum (tambaqui), 998 nucleotides long. Its product is annotated as trypsin-3-like. The coding region runs from base 164 to 904 and encodes 246 amino acids. NCBI's taxonomy places the organism in Eukaryota, Metazoa, Chordata, Actinopteri, Characiformes, Serrasalmidae. Gene Ontology annotation, biological process: proteolysis. The transcript has 5 exons. Gene Ontology annotation, molecular function: serine-type endopeptidase activity. The record is from RefSeq and is a predicted model, not a curated record.
AUAGCUGUAAAUUUGUUAUCUUUGUCCUUCAUUGGCCAUCUGGCCAUUCUCAAGGAAGCUAAUGAUUACUUGGUGGAUUAACAAUAAAAAACAAAUAGUGCCGCUAUAAGAGUAGAGGUUCUAGGCUGAGCGUUGUGCGGAAUAUCCAGCUAUCACUCAAAUCAUGAAGGGCAUCAUUUUGCUGACUCUCUUUGCGGUGGCAUUCGCUGCCCCUAUUGAUGACGAUGACAAGAUCGUCGGAGGCUAUGAGUGCACAAAGAACAGCGUGCCCUACAUAGCGUCUCUGAACGUUGGAUAUCAUUUUUGCGGAGGUUCUCUGAUCAACAGCUUGUGGGUCCUUUCUGCUGCCCAUUGCUACCAGUCGUCUAUCCAGGUGCGCCUGGGUGAGCACAACAUUGAUGUCAGUGAGGGCACUGAGCAGUUCAUCUCUUCCUCCAAGGUCAUCAGGCACCCCAAUUACAGCAGCAGCACCCUCAACAAUGACAUCAUGCUUAUCAAGCUGAAAUCAGCUGCCACCCUGAACAGCUAUGUGCGGGCUGUGUCCUUGCCCAGCAGCUGCGCCUCUGCUGGCACCUAUUGUCUGGUCGCCGGAUGGGGAAACACUCUCAGCAGUGGCACAAACUACCCUUCCACUCUGAGAUGCCUGGACAUCCCUAUUCUGAGUAACAGCGUUUGCUCCAGUGCCUACCCUGGACAGAUCACCUCCAACAUGUUCUGUGCUGGCUUCGUAGAGGGAGGCAAGGAUUCUUGCCAGGGAGAUUCUGGCGGCCCAGUCGUGUGCAACAGUGUGCAGCAGGGUAUUGUGUCCUGGGGUUAUGGCUGUGCCCUAAAGAAUAAGCCUGGUGUCUACACCAAAGUCUGCAACUAUGUCUCCUGGAUCACCAGCACCAUAAACAGCAAUUAGAUCUUACAGAUGUUGCAUUUUGUGCCAUCUCUUUUUAAUUUCCACAUUAUCUGGAAAAAAAAAAAAUAAAACUGGUAGCAAAAGAAGAAAGAAA